AUGUGCUCUCACGCCAUCUUGCGCGAUGUGCCUUCGCAAGCACUCAGCCGUCGCCGACGCCGGGAAGCGGCCAAGUUCGCCGACCUCGUACCAGAAAGGCAUGCGAUCGAUGCAGAGGACCCUCCUGCCCUUGAUCCGUUUGGUGACUUCGCUACCGCCAAAUAUCUCUAUGACAUCAACGAACCCUCUCACGGCCAACACCCUCCUGGCUGUCAGUCUAUGCAUCCCGAGUGUGUGCAGCCCGUGGAACUGCUGGACGCACGAUCCGACUCCGCACAAUUCGCAAACACAAACGCAAUGAUCGCCGAGAGCAGAAACUAUGAUGAUUUUCAGAACAUAGCAGCAUCUUCCAUGUGGCCAGGCUUCCUGGGCAUGAGCUUGGGUCUGAACCUUGACGACGCCGCUUUGCAAAGCGAGCCAUUCAACUGGCAAAAUACCGCCACGGACGAAGCGGGGGCGGACUGCUGGAUAAACGAGGGCGCACAUGUUGAGCAGAUCCAUCGGAUAUCAGGUCUGGAGGUUCACAAUGACACAACCAACAUUCCCAGCCUUGCACCCGACUGCUUUUCUCUGGCACAAAUUGACCCAGUCGAAUCCAAGUGUAAAGAGCUGAAUGCGCUGUUGCACACCAAGGGCAGGCGAAUCAUGGAUGAUUUGCUCGGCCACUUCAUCACACGUGAGAAGCUGAUGCUUUCAAUCGAAUUGUUCGGCCGCCACUUUCAACGCAACCUUCCAAUCAUUCACAGCGCCUCUUUCAACCUGGUUCAGGCACCGCGCGGCCUUUUACUGGCCAUGUACUGUGUUGGAGCUUGCUAUGACAGUACAAUUAUGAAGACGCAAUGUGUCCUCAAGGCUGCCAUGCAAGUCUUGAUAGACAUUGAAAAUCAACCUGGAGAAGAACCUCCUCUGUCUGCGAUCCAGGCUGCAAUCCUGGCGUCCUCGGUACUAGCGACCUCUCAGGAUGACUUUUCCCAGCAAUUCGUUUCCGUCUCCUUUGCACGAAAUAUAUCGAUGGCCAAACGCGCACGGAUUUUGCAGUCUGUCAACAGCCAAGACUACCAUAACCUAAGCCCAAGUUCAUUCGAUUGGUUCUCCUGGAUUGACUUGGAGUCGCGCAUACGAGUUGCUAAUGUUUUGUUCACUCAAAAUGUGGCGAGUUGUAUCUUCCAUGGAAGCUCUCCUACAUUUUCACCGUUCGAGAUGGAAUUUUCUCUUCCAGCCUAUGAAGCAAGCUGGGAGGCGAGGUCCUCUUUGGAUUGUCUGCAAAUCCUCCAGUCUACUCCGCGACCAGAGCUUUUCUCUUCCGCGAUGCAGAGGUUGCGUCUCGCACAUAACAGAACCGAAGAGUCGGAACCAUUAGAAGGCUCGGCCCUUGGAAUGUUCACAUUGAUCAACGGCCUCCACUGUUUCGUGUGGAAUGCUACCCAGUUGCACACUGGCAGACAUCUGGACAUGUCCAAACCAAACAAUGCCCCCGCGUCUUCAAAAGCCCUAGAAGCCUCCCAAAUACUAGACACCCUCCAAAAGGAUUUUUCGGCGCAUACCCUCGAAUCACUCGCUGCAGAGGUUCGCCCGCUUUCCGAAGCCGGAAUUUUUGGCGACGAGAACGACGCGCUGAAUCGGUGGAUGCAUUGGUGGAACGCACGACAGUACCGGGACCACAAACACCUGAGCUUUGCUCUCAAUCCCACCUUGUUUUGGUUCUUGGCCAAGCUGUUUUUGUUACUGUGUACGAGCGGUGACUCGGAUAGCCUGGUCCGCAGCGAGUUUGCUGCGGUUGUGGCGAAGAGCCAUAACCUCAAAGACAGAAUGCACCGGCAGCUCAAGGUUCUGGAGCUGAUGUCGCGCUUGCGACGCCCGCGGCGAGUCGAGGUCUUACACACAUCCCGCGAGAGUGUGGCCAGUUUUAUGGAGCCUUUGGAAGAAGAGUGA
Exophiala aquamarina CBS 119918 is the source of this 1932-nucleotide messenger RNA. RefSeq lists its product as uncharacterized. Lineage: Eukaryota; Fungi; Ascomycota; Eurotiomycetes; Chaetothyriales; Herpotrichiellaceae. The transcript is spliced from 6 exons. Gene Ontology annotation, cellular component: chromatin. The record is from RefSeq and is a predicted model, not a curated record. Bases 1 to 1932 code for a protein of 643 amino acids. Gene Ontology annotation, biological process: DNA-templated transcription; regulation of transcription by RNA polymerase II. Gene Ontology annotation, molecular function: zinc ion binding; RNA polymerase II cis-regulatory region sequence-specific DNA binding; DNA-binding transcription factor activity, RNA polymerase II-specific.